Periconia digitata is the source of this 3742-nucleotide messenger RNA. The record is from the annotation of a GenBank genome assembly. Lineage: Eukaryota; Fungi; Ascomycota; Dothideomycetes; Pleosporales; Periconiaceae.
CGUCGGGGACGUCCAAGUGGGAAACGGAACCCGCCACCGAGAGGCAGCCGCGGAACAACGAUAUGGUGGCAAUUGAUCCUUCAGGACAGUGAGCAAGUAGAUGGGACGGAAACCCGGGGGAUGCAGCAUUUCGACAGUAUGCGUGUGCAGUUUUCCAGACUGAAGUGAAAAGGAAUGAACAAGAAAAGCAAUUCCGCAUUCCAGUCAUCAGCAUGUGCUGUCUGUGCUGUGGAUGUGAUUCGGCUAACGGAUCAUGGCCCGUGCGCCCUAUACUAGCGCGUGUGCACGUGAUUGCCCGCCAAUCACCACGCCCGGAAUCACUCACCAGUCUGCUGCCCAUUACCCCAUCAUCCUUCACUUGUGUACCAACGCCGUUGACUGAUGUGCUGCUGCCCUCGUCUAUCAACGGCCAAGUCCAGUAUUGACCACAGAAGAGAUGUCAGCGGUUCGCAAAAACCGCAAACGCCCGGUGGCCGCGUUGAGUGAUGGUGACCAAGAUUCCGACGACUCCCAAACAUCAGCUGGAAGCAAACGAUCGCGUCGCGACGCGCCAGAAGAGGUCCAUGACUCCCACAUACCUGGAUCGCUGGUUCGGGUCAAACUCACCAAUUUUGUCACGUACACUGCCGCCGAGUUCAACUUGGGCCCAAGUUUGAACAUGAUCAUUGGUCCCAAUGGCACAGGUAAGAGCACGCUUGUCUGUGCCAUUUGCCUAGGUCUAGGAUGGUCUCCUCAGAACCUCGGUAGGGCCAAAGACAUUGGCGAAUUCGUGAAACAUGGUCAGUCCGACGCUGAAAUCGAAAUCGAACUCGCUGCCGCACCGGGCGAUUCAUCGAACCCCAUUGUCCGCCGUUUGAUUCGAAAAGAGGGCAACAAAUCCAUGUUCUUCAUUCACAAACGCCCCGUGCCACAAAAAGAGGUGGUUGCGUUGGCAAGAUCCUUCUCCAUCCAAAUCGACAAUCUAUGUCAGUUUCUGCCCCAAGAUCGUGUGGUCGAGUUCGCGAGGCUGGAUCCCAUCGCGCUGCUGAGAGAAACACAACGCGCUGCGGCGCCAGCGAAGAUGGUGGAGUGGCACGAUCAGCUCAAACAGCUUCGAACGAACGAGAAAAGCCUUGAGGCGGAAAACCAGGACAAAGCAGAGACUUUGAAGAGGUUACAAAUCAAGCAGAAUGCUACACGGGAAGACGUUGAGCGGUGGAACGAGCGCGUGGAAUUGACCGAAAAGUCGCAGAUGCUUGAAAAAUGUCGUCCCAUCAUUGCUGCCAAACUACUCCAGGAUGAGCUCCGACAGAUAAAGGCUGAGCUAGUUACCCACAAAAAUGAAUUGCGAAAUUAUGAAGCCGAGGUGGAGCCACUUCAGCGAAGCCAAGAGGAGACGGAGCAAUAUCGCGAUAGGGUCGCUGAAGUUGCAAAUUCUCGAAAGCAACGCUUCGAAGCUGGACAGGGUGCUGUGAAGUCAUUUGCAACGAAGAUUGAUGCUCAACACCAGGUUAUGGAGGCGGUCGCAACCGAGAUUGAGGGCGAAAAACAAAUAGACAAGCAGCGCAAUCAGGAUUUCAAGCGCGUUGAAAUGGAAAUUAGAACCCUCCAGACCACAUUGGAUGAUGGAACCCCCGAAUACGACGCCUCUGGAUUCGAAUCUCGACAAAAGGACAUCCGCACAAGAAAGUCUGCGCUCGAUCGUCGCCAGGUUGAGCUUGUCGAUAACUUGAAACGCCUUCGCCCACAAGUAGAAGCUAACAAGCAGUCGCAAACGGAGAAAAUCGCUGCGCGAAAACAGUUGGACACGCAAAUGGGCAAAAAAGGAGAAAUUCUGAGGAAGAUGAACGAGCAGAUGUUUAGAGCAUGGAAUUGGCUGGAGCAGAACAAGGCCAGCUUACAGUUGCACGACGACGUCUAUGCCCCACCGAUACUCUGUUGCUCGAUCCCCGAUCCCGACUAUGCCAGCGCUGUGGAGAGUCAGCUUCGUCCACCCGAUCUUUUUGCCAUCACUUGUACAAAUCCACAUGAUGCCAAAAUAGUUCAGAAUAAACUCGUUGGUACCCGAGAAAAUGGUGGUCUAGAGCUGCAUAAAAUCACGAUUCGCACAGUGCCAAAUGUACGGCCGGCUCCCCCCGUUAGCCGGGAGGAACUGCAUCGCCUCGGAUUCCAUAGCUGGAUCAUUGACCAUAUAGUUGGUCCUGAUCCGGUGCUUAACAUGCUCUGCAACGAUGCCAAACUUCAUGCAUCAGCCUUCGCACCUCGCACGCUUUCACCAGCACAGUUCGCUGCGGUACAGCAGAGUAGAAUUCGCAAAUGGGUUAGCGGAAACGAAGUGUGUCAGAUUAGCACUCGAAAAGAAUAUGGCAUAUCUUCUACCAAUAUCCUCCAAAUUAAACCCGCGAAAUAUUUCACCGGUCAGUCUGUCGAUACAGAGGAGAAAGACAAGCUCGAUGCCGAAAUCCUAGGACUGAAACAUGAACUGGAAUUAUUGAAGGAGCAGCAUCAGGAGUAUUCCGCCCAGCACAAAGACAUUACGGAUGCCAUUGCCCAAGCCGACGCUGAGAAGGCUGAAGUUCAAUCUGAACAGGAACAGAUUGCAAACCGACUGGCCAAUUGGCAAGCUAUUCCCAGGAAAAUAGAAGGCAAGGAAGCCAAGUUAGAGACCCUGAAGAAUGCCAUGGCAGAGUCACAUAACCUUAUCUCGUCCAAGCAGACCAAAUGGGAACAGGCGUCGAUCAAGGCGGCCCAGUUCACUCUUCAAUACGCGAAGCAAGUCAUACAACUUCGCAGUCAGUACGAGGAUUUCCUGGAAGCGGAGAUCCGUCUCAUUGAAGCCAACUCGGAGAUUGAUGGGUAUAAGUCUGACAAUCAUACCAUUCGAGCAACACUUUCAAUGAUGCGCGGCGAAGUGGAGCGCUUAGAUGCGUUGAAAAGACACACCACAGCAAAAGCCAAGGAACAGUUGGGAAUAGCCAAUCGUAUCAUCCAAGAUGUUUCAGCAGCGGACCAAGAGGCAAUGCACCAGUAUAGCAAUCUUCCUUCUGCGGAUGCAUUGGACGAGGAAAUCAGCAGAGUCAUGUCUCGCCUGGAGUUAAUGUCAGCAGGCAACCCAAACGCAGUGAAGGCUUUCGAAAAGCGAGAAGAGGACAUUAAAUCCGUUGAAGAGGCACUCGAGAACAGCACGCAGCAACUGCAAGCCACCCGCGAUAUGAUCCAGGAGAUCCGAGGGAAAUGGGAGCCUCGACUGGAUGCCCUCGCCAACAUGAUCAGCAACGGCUUCGCGCACAAUCUCCAUCAAAUUGGCUGCGCAGGCCAAGUCAGCGUGUACAAAGAUGAAGAUUUCGGAAAGUGGGCUAUCCAGAUCCAAGUCCGUUUCCGCGAGAACGAAUCCCUCUCAAUCCUUGACUCGCACCGCCAAUCCGGCGGCGAGCGCGCCGUCUCCACAAUCUUCUACCUCAUGGCGCUCCAAGAUCUCGCCCGCUCCCCCUUCCGCGUCGUCGACGAGAUCAACCAGGGCAUGGACCCGCGCAACGAGCGCAUGGUGCACGAGCGCAUGGUCGACAUUGCAUGUCGCGAGCGCACGAGCCAGUACUUCCUCGUCACGCCCAAACUCCUCAACAAUCUCAAGUUCCAUCCCAAGAUGAAGGUGCACUGUAUCGCAAGUGGCGAGCAUAUGCCGGAUCAGAACACAAAUCUGGAUUUCCAGCGCUUGGCGAAGGUUGCGUUGAGGGUUAGGAAGAAUGUUGUUGCUGCGGCGUAG